Molecule: messenger RNA, 460 nt
Organism: Erythranthe guttata (spotted monkey flower)
Lineage: Eukaryota; Viridiplantae; Streptophyta; Magnoliopsida; Lamiales; Phrymaceae
Source: RefSeq, a predicted model, not a curated record
CCUAACAAGUCCUUUUCAUUUCAUCAUUUUUUCGCCUCAGUUCAGAAACUUCGCGAAAGCAGCAACAAUGGCGACGGAGCUGGAGGAACUCCUGGGCUUUCUCUCGUCUCCUUCCCCACCUAUUAAAAAAGCUGCUGUAAAUAUUCUUCGGGAUUAUACUGGGUCCGAGGAUGGGCUACGGUCUCUUGGGAAAUACUCCAGUGUUGCUGUUUCUUCGUUGUCUCACCUUCUUGCUGAAAAAAAGGAAGUUUCCGAACCCGCAGCAGAAGCCCUCGUAAAUUUGUCACAAAAUCACGAUUUAGCUAAAAAAAUGGUGGAAAUGGGAUUGGUGAAAGCUGUCAUGAAUAUUCUAUACAGUCAAGCCUGUGACAUUCCUCACUUGUUGGUCAUGCUUCUCGUCAAUCUCACACAAUUGGAUGCCGGUAUUCAAUCUUUGCUUCAGGUACCCUUUUUCACUUAA